AUACCUUCAUCGCAUUUUUAGUUAAUAGUCUCGAGGAAGAUGUCAUAUGUGUGGUAUUGCGGAAUGUCGAAAUUCGAGUGUGUUAUCGUGUAUACAAUAUAUGUACCUACUUACACUUGGUGUAAUUAUUAAUUAAUUAGGUAUUGAUAAUGUGUAUAGCGAUAGAGCUGUUAUCGAUAUUGCGAUAUCUAACUACGUAUUCCUAGAAUAAUGUAAAUGUAAAAUCUCUAUUUUUUGAAAAGUGAUUCGCGUUUUCGUUCUAUCGAAAGUAUGUCGGAAAUUUAGAUUCAUCAUAAUAGUUAAAAAGUGUUCAGUAUUAUAUUUUCGAUAUCAUCACAGUGUUGGCAAUGAAGUCAUCGAAAUAGAUCUCUCAUUUUCAUCAAUAUGAGCGGAAAACGAGAGAUAAAUGUCAGUUAUAUUUCAAAUCAUUUAAAAUGUGCUAUGUAUCAAGAAUCCUGGCAGCAGAUUCGAAACUUUCAUUGUUGUUUCAAUAAAGACUCGCCAUAAAGGCCACACGAAAGCUGGUAUGAAUCAAUCAGAGCUAUUCUGCGGCACAGCAUGGAACGAAACGCAAUUUUUCAUUACAAAAUACCUAUACGGUUCGGUGAUCUUGGUACUGGAGUCGAUUGGAACACCUUUCAGCAUCUUGACUGUGAUAAUAUUCGCUAAGAACGUAUUCUCGUCAUCAAAUAUCCUAUUCAUAAGCUUAGCCAUAUCCGAUUUGAUGGUACUACUCUUGGGAAUCCCUCAGCUAUGGUUCAGAAUCUCGCAUAAUCACAUUCAUUACAAGCUAGAUCGAGGAUCGUAUACUGAUUUCGAGAAGGUCGCAGAUCACUGGUUGGCUACUGGUCAAAAGAUAUUCUACAAUAUAUCUUUAUAUCAGACGAUGAUAUUGGCCAUAUGGCGAUACAUAGCCAUUACUCUUCCUUUGAAGGAACGAAUAUUUUGCAAUGUUAGGAUGACGUUGGCUGGAGUACUGACUGUUUAUACGUUAUGCUUUUCUUACUUCGUGCCAGAUUUAUUACAUGUUCCUCCGACAACUGAAGCUGACAACGAUAAAUUUGAAGCACAACAUUCGAAUUUAUUUUACGAUCUGUUCUACAUAAUUGUACUGAAACUGAUACCGUGCACCAUUGUCACCAUUUGUACUGUGAGAUUUAUUCGAGUUCUACGAGAAUCGAAAGCCAGACGCAAAGAAAUGAUACCAAACUUCAACAAGGAACUGGAAGAGAAAGAGAUACAAAUGAAUCGAACCACAAAAAUGGUGCUCGGAAUAACGAUUUUUUUCUUAACUAAUAAUACUGGUUUGACCACUGGUAGGAUUUUGAUAUUGAUUUUUGGUCAGAAAUUCAAAAAAGAUUGUUUUCCGGCAAUCUUAUGCAUUAAUAAUCUCCUAGUGUUAAUUUAUACUGUAAUUCCUUUCGUUGUAUAUUACGUUACUAGUCAACAAUUUCGUGACAAUUUCAAGGCGUUGAUGCCUUGUAAAAGAUGUGUUUUGUUUCAAGAUAAGAACAAUACCGUUGAUUUGACUGAGUUUUUAGAUAUAGAAAUGAGUAAGGAUACCUCGGUGUCGAGUUGUGUGGGAAAAAAAUGAUGAAGGAUACUACUGAUAUUAUUUUUUUCAAAAUUCAUUGGAUCUCGUGUAUAUAGAAUUUUGUGUUAUCAAAUAAAAAAUGUUAAAUAUGUUGAAUGAAA
Planococcus citri (citrus mealybug) is the source of this 1695-nucleotide messenger RNA. RefSeq names its product sex peptide receptor-like. The record is from RefSeq and is a predicted model, not a curated record. The transcript is spliced from 3 exons. Gene Ontology annotation, cellular component: plasma membrane. Gene Ontology annotation, molecular function: G protein-coupled receptor activity. Bases 527 to 1594 code for a protein of 355 amino acids. Lineage: Eukaryota; Metazoa; Arthropoda; Insecta; Hemiptera; Pseudococcidae. Gene Ontology annotation, biological process: G protein-coupled receptor signaling pathway.